Antechinus flavipes (yellow-footed antechinus) is the source of this 4236-nucleotide messenger RNA. RefSeq names its product gastric inhibitory polypeptide receptor (gene GIPR). Gene Ontology annotation, biological process: cell surface receptor signaling pathway; adenylate cyclase-modulating G protein-coupled receptor signaling pathway. NCBI's taxonomy places the organism in Eukaryota, Metazoa, Chordata, Mammalia, Dasyuromorphia, Dasyuridae. Gene Ontology annotation, molecular function: peptide hormone binding; gastric inhibitory peptide receptor activity; G protein-coupled peptide receptor activity. The coding region runs from base 1 to 1596 and encodes 531 amino acids. The transcript has 12 exons. Gene Ontology annotation, cellular component: plasma membrane. The record is from RefSeq and is a predicted model, not a curated record.
AUGGAGCAGCUCUUCUCCUUCGUUCAGCUGCUUCAGCCUCCUGGAUCCCUCUCUCCCCGUCCCAAUCCCACUCUGACCUCCAAAAGUUCCGAGAUCCGAAUCGCCAAGGAGGAUGGCAGUGGAUGGAACCCCUGGGGAAGGAGGGGAACGGAAAGGCUGCCAGCUCCCUUCCUCUUCCCCUGCGUACCCGGGGGUCUGGGGAGGAGGGUUCUCUCUCCACAGGCCAGCUUUCCAAGGAGCACCUCCAGCGAGCUCUACCGUCGGUGGGCCCGGUACCGGGCUCAGUGUCAGGAUGCUCUAGCUGCUGCUGAGCCAUCACCGGAGCUGGCCUGCAAUGGGACCUUCGACAUGUAUGCCUGCUGGCCCCACUCACCCCCUAACACCACAGCCAGUACCCCCUGCCCCUGGUACCUGCCCUGGCACCAGGAAGUGACCACGGGCUACGUGCUGCGUCUCUGCGAGGCGGACGGCCAGUGGGGACCCUGGAGGGACCAUUCCCAGUGCGCGGCUCCAGAGGAGGAGCAGGUCUUCCAGGUGAGAUCACUGAGGGUGGGAGGAAGCCCAGCCCUUUCCUGGGGAGAGGAGAACUCGCUGUCCCAUGGGGAAAUGCGCUGUGUCCUGUUUGUGUCUUCCUUCAUCCAGGAUCAAAGGCUCAUUCUGGAGAAGCUGCAGCUGGUGUACACAGUGGGCUACGCGCUCUCUCUGGCUGCCUUGCUGCUGGCUCUGCUGAUACUGGGCUCCUUUAGGAAGCUUCGAUGCACCCGGAACUAUAUCCACAUGAACCUGUUCAUCUCCUUCAUUUUCCGAGCAGCUGCCAUCCUCACUCGGGAUAAACUGCUGCCUCCCUUGGGCCUGCACAUUGGAGAGCCCUCUCAGGUGCUGCCCGGUCAGUCCCUAGCCGCGUGCCGAGUGGCUCAGGUUGUGACCCAGUACUGUGUGAGCGCCAACCACACGUGGCUGCUGGUGGAGGGCGUUUACCUGUACAGCUUACUGGUGUUGAUGGCCUUCUCGGAAGACAGUCACUUCAAAUGCUACCUGUUUCUUGGCUGGGGAGGCCCCGCGCUCUUUGUCGUCCCGUGGGUGAUCUCUCGACACCUCUACGAGAACACUCAGUGCUGGGAACGGAACGAGAUCAAGGCAAUCUGGUGGAUUAUCCGCACGCCCAUCCUCGCCACCAUCUUGGUUAAUUUCCUUAUCUUCAUUCGAAUUCUGGGCAUCCUGCUGGCCAAGCUGAAGGCCCACCAGAUGCGUUGCCAGGACUACAGGCUCAGGCUGGCCAGGUCCACACUGACCCUGGUCCCCCUCCUGGGCAUCCAUGAGGUGGUGUUUGCACCAGUGACAGAGGAACAAGCAGAAGGUGCCCUUCGAUACACCAAAUUGUACUUUGAGAUCUUCCUCAGCUCCUUCCAGGGUCUCUUUGUCAGCAUCCUCUAUUGUUUCAUCAACAAAGAGGUCCAGGCUGAGAUCCGAAAACAAUGGCAGCGGUGCCAGCUGGGCCAAAUUCUCUUGGAUGAGCAGCACCUAUCCCAGGACCGCCGCAGGGCCCCGGGUGGGGAGGGAGAGGAGGCUAGCCCGGCCUCUGAGAGCUCCUGCUAGGAAAGGCUGCAAUCAUCCUCGUGCUCCUCCCGACAGAGAAACAAAGAUGCAUGUGUUAGCAAAAAUGUAUAACCAUCGUGCCCAUUUAGCCAGCCCUAAUGGGAGGUUUUGAGAGCUCCUUUGCCUGGGCAAGGAGGCGCAAGGUGGAUUAUCGCUGGUUUACCGAGGAAAGCAGUGAGGCUCCAGAAGGCUACAUGACUCGGUCAGAGGGACAUGACUCUGGAGAAUCGCGGACCUCAGAUGACUAUGAAACUGCUAAGGACAGGCCAGGGCCUGUGUUCAGGAGCUGGACCGAAGAAUAGAAUCAUGGGUUCUGAGAGCCACAGGGUCAUUUAAUCCAACCUGCCUGAGCUAGGGGUCUCUCUGCAGCAUCCGGCCUCCUGAGGGGAAGCUCAUUACCACCCUCUCUCCCCUGUCCUACCCUGGCAGACCAUUAUAUCCUUAGACAAUCCAUUAUUAGGAAUUAUCCUCCCUUCUGUUUUUAGCAUCAGAAGAUCUGGGUUCAGGUGCCAUUCUAUCGAUGACUUCCUGUGUGACGUUUAAUGUCCCCAUUCUCUGGGUCUCAGUUUACCCAUUUAUGAAAUGAGGGAGCCUGGAUAUCAAAUAAAAAUUGUAAUUCCUGCCUCUGGAACCAAGCAUAACAAGUCCUUCACACAGAGCUGGUGUCAUAAAAUCACAUCUUUAAUGGCCUUGCAGUGCAAUUAGUAGCUGAAAAAAGCGCUCCCUGUGUCACAUCCUGGACAGGCAGCCAUCCUGCUUGGGGACCUCCAGUGAAGGGGGCAUCACUGCCUCCCGAGGCAGGCCCUCCAGUGACUGGGCAGGAGGACAUUUCCCCUCUAAAUCUGCCUCUUGGACUCCCCCUCCAGCUCACGCUCCUGCCCUCUGGGACCAACCAUGGCAGGGUAGAUUCUUCUCCCACACAGCUGCUCUGUCUUCUGACAUUUGGAGAGCUAUCACAUCCUUCCUGAGUCUUCUCUUCUCCAGGGUAAAAGCUCCCCAGUCCCUCCCCAGAGGACAGCAGGAACGUCAUCUUUGGCAUCCCGGAAGCUAUACCGGUGCCCACGUGGCCCAAGAUCUGGCUUUUCGGGCUGCUGUCUCACCCUGUAGAAUUACAUUGAGUUGUCAGUCUCCUAGAAGACCCUUGAUGGUCUUCAGCUGAGCCGCGUCUCACCUCUCCUACCCAAAACAUGGCAAGUUUUGAACCCAAGUCUAAGACUUCAUAUUUAUUCCUGUUUCAUCUUAUUAGAUUCAGCUCAAUUUUUAUUGAGUUGGAACUUCAAGUGCCAACUGACUCCUUUUACAAAUGGGCAAACUGAGGCCUGGGGGUGUGGGUGUCAAAUUGCUUGUCUAAGGUCACUUCCACGAGAUCUGAAGGUCCUGACUCCAGAUCUGUGAUCCUUCCCGUGUUACCUUGGCCUGUGAAGGUCCUUUUGGACCCUGAUGCCGUCACUCCCGACAGCCCCCUCUGUCCUUAUUAAAGUCUCUGACCUUCAGCAGCCGAGCCGAGUGCAGAUCCCAGAGGCUCCUGGAGACCUCCUGGGGGAGCACCGGAACCAUCAGUGCCAGCUUUUUGGGUCUGCCCCUUCUGAAUCCUCUCUCUGGCUCUCGCAUCAUCUGGCCUGUGUCUCUCCAUCUGUUCCACAAGAACCAAUGAAAUGUUUUGCUGAGAUUUGGGUCAACUAUCUAUGGCAGUCGCCUGAUGUAUUUGCUUAGUAACACUCUCAAAAAAAGCAGGAAAAUUAGUUUUUAUGAUUGGUCCUCUAUGAAGCCAUGGGGGUACUUGGUGCUUCCUGCUGCUUCUCCACCCUAUGUGCUGACUGUCCCUUCAGUAAUAAUUCAUUUCAGGGGCAGCUAGGGGGCGCAGUGGAUAGAGCACCAGCCCUGAAGUCAGGAGGAUCUGAGUUCAAAAGUGACCUCAGACAACCAACACUUCACACUUCCUAGCUAUGUGACCUUUGGCUCCCUCACUCAAGCCCAAUUGCCUCAAGGGGAAAAAAUUCAUUCUAGAAUCUCUCCCAGGAAUUGAGCUCAUGGGCCUAAAGUCAGGAUGUUUGACCUUGGGUUGUGGUCUCUCUCUGCCCCCCCUCACCUUUUCUAAGCCCCCUGAUGGGGCUCUGCAAUCAUAUGCAGCAAUGUAACGCUCCUGGGUCACCAUAGACUGGUCAAGAGCAGCUAAGGGCCUCUCCCUUUCUUCUGACUUGAGGAUCAGCUCCCCACUGGCAUUUCCACUUUUCUUUCCAGUCUAAAACUCUUGGUAAAUAGAAACACUGCUCCUCCCUCUUGGCCCACCCAGCCUCUUCUUCACUAUCCAGCAUCGUUGGUCUGAGACAUGUAAUCACAUCCACAGCUGACUCUUCUAGAGACGUUCUGCUUCCUCCUCUCCCACAACUAGCUACUCUGUUGGAGAAAAUUAGAUUCAGAAAAGAAUUCCCUUUGUUGUUUCCAAAAUUACCAUUAAAAUAAAGGCAAAAACGACUUCGUGUGUACAAGUGAUAUCACAUUACCUGUUUCCUUCUCAAUGGGUGGGUGAGAAUUUGGAAGUCAAAAAUGAUCUUCAAAAAUGGAUGCUAUUGUACACUUCAACAAUACUACAUGAUGAGCAAUUCUGAUGGACGUGACCCUCUUCAGCAAUGAGAGGAC